CCGAGUUGGCCCAUAUGAAUUACAUUUUGGGCUUUAGGUCAAAAUCGGGUACCCGAGUUAACGAGUAGGGUUUAUAUAAGAACUAACAACCAUUUCUGAAGCUUAUUCCAAGGAGGCGAGGAAGAAACCCUAUUUGCAGCCACAAGAAACCACAUCAAUGGCGAAGCAGAUCCACGAGAUCAAGGAUUUUCUUCUGACGGCGCGUAGAAAGGACGCUCGAUCAGUGAAAAUCAAGAGAAGUAAGGAUGUGGUGAAGUUCAAGGUUCGUUGCUCAAAGUAUUUGUACACACUUUGUGUGUUUGAUACUGACAAAGCUGAUAAGUUGAAGCAAUCUCUUCCUCCUGGUUUGACUGUUCAAGAUCUUUAGAUCAGCAACGAUCGUUUUGUUCUGUUUUUACUUUUUGAAACUUGAAAGAAACCCUAGGUUUUGUGACUUGGAAUUAUGUUUUUGUAAUUGGUACUUAUUUAUGAUUGUUUUUUUGAGUUGCUAUGAGAUUUGAAGAUGUUUGGUAUUCAUUUUGUGUUGAUUUAGCUUAAUUGAUGGUAUGGUUAAUAUGGUA
Molecule: messenger RNA, 560 nt
Organism: Medicago truncatula (barrel medic)
Lineage: Eukaryota; Viridiplantae; Streptophyta; Magnoliopsida; Fabales; Fabaceae
Product: 60S ribosomal protein L38
Exons: 2
Coding region: 158-367 (69 amino acids)
Biological process (GO): protein-RNA complex assembly; translation
Cellular component (GO): cytosolic large ribosomal subunit; ribosome
Molecular function (GO): structural constituent of ribosome
Source: RefSeq, a predicted model, not a curated record